This is a messenger RNA of Phacochoerus africanus (Common warthog), 1893 nucleotides long. RefSeq names its product DEAD-box helicase 53 (gene DDX53). The transcript has a single exon. Bases 1 to 1893 code for a protein of 630 amino acids. The record is from RefSeq and is a predicted model, not a curated record. NCBI's taxonomy places the organism in Eukaryota, Metazoa, Chordata, Mammalia, Artiodactyla, Suidae. Gene Ontology annotation, molecular function: RNA binding; ATP binding; RNA helicase activity.
AUGGCCUGGGCCCCAGAGUGGAAAAGGGAAGAGCCUAAUUCAAGAGAUCCCAGAGCCAGCCAACAUGGCCGGGAUGGUAGAGGCAGGGGCAGGGGCUGGAGCAGCACUUCUAGCCAUGUAGAAACUAGGGCUUCUGGCUCCCGAGAACCACCACUCUGCUUUAAAAUAAACAACAGUAUGGCUGGUGUGGUGAUUGGUCGUGGUGGAUCAAAAAUAAAAGACAUCCAAGGUAUGACGAACACCAAAAUAAAGAUCAUAAAGGGUGAUUCUGAAGCAGAGGUAAAAAUUUUUGGCAGCAAGGACAUGAAAGCCAAGGCCAAAGCAGCUAUAGAAGCUCUUAUUAAGAAUAAACAAGGAGGUUACAAUUCAAGAUCCAGUGUUGGUAAUGCUGCCUCCCAACCCUCUGUUGGAAGAGGCUUAAGCAGAGAUAACACUGUUAGAGAAGCUCAGCCACUGAUAGACUGGGAUCAAAUAAAGGCCGAAGUGGUAGAGUGGGAAAAAAGAAAAUGGGCAGAUUUACCGCCAAUUCAUAAAAACUUUUAUGUAGAAUCCAAAGCAACCAGCUCAAUGUCUCAAGUGCAAGUAGACAUUUGGAGAAAGGAAAAUUUCAACGUAAUGUGUAAUGACUUGAAAGAUGGUGAAAAACGUCCCAUCCCCAAUCCAAUUUGUAAAUUUGAGGAUGCUUUUGGACCUUAUCCUGAACUUAUGAAAAGCAUUAAAAAAGCUGGUUUUCAAAAGCCAACACCAAUUCAAUCCCAGGCAUGGCCAAUUGUUCUACAAGGAAUAGAUCUUAUAGGAAUUGCCCAAACUGGAACAGGCAAAACAUUGUCCUAUUUAAUGCCUGGGUUUAUUCAUCUCAAUUCUCAACCAGUGUCUAGGGGACAAAGGAAUGGACCUGGCAUGCUAGUCCUUACACCGACAAGAGAAUUAGCUCUUCAGGUGGGAGCUGAAUGUUCCAAAUAUUCUUAUAAAGGUCUUAAAAGUGUUUGUAUAUAUGGUGGUGGAAAUAGAAAAGUACAAAUACAAGACAUUAUGAAAGGUGUAGACAUCAUUAUUGCAACUCCUGGGAGACUGAAUGAUCUGCAAAUGAAUAACUUUGUCAACCUCAGAAGCAUAACAUACUUAGUCUUAGAUGAGGCAGAUAAAAUGCUGGAUCUGGGGUUUGAACACCAAAUAAUGAAGAUUUUAUUAGAUGUGCGCCCAGACCGGCAGACCAUUAUGACAAGUGCGACUUGGCCAGAUACCAUUCGUCAACUUGCACAUUCUUAUUUAAAAGAGCCUAUGCUUGUUUAUGUUGGUACCCUGGAUCUAGUAGCUGUAGACACAGUGAAGCAAAAUAUAAUUAUUACCACAGAAGAAGAAAAACGAUCCCUUUUCCAAGAAUUCCUACAGAGCCUGUCACCCGAAGACAAAGUCAUUGUGUUUGUCAGCAGAAAGCUUAUUGCUGAUGACUUAUCAAGUGAUUUAAGUAUCCAGGGCAUACCUGUACAAUCCCUGCAUGGUGACAGAGAACAGAGUGAUCGUGAGCGAGCAUUAGACGACUUUAAAACUGGAAAAGUGAAAAUACUGAUUGCUACUGAUUUAGCAUCCCGAGGCCUCGAUGUUAGUGAUGUCACACAUGUAUUUAAUUACAAUUUUCCACGGAAUAUUGAAGAAUAUGUACACAGAGUAGGGCGUACCGGAAGAGCAGGGAAGAUGGGCGAAUCAAUCACACUUAUGACCCAAGAUGAUUGGAAGGUUGCUGGUGAAUUGAUUGAAAUUCUGCAAAGAGCAAAUCAGAGUAUCCCAGAACAUCUUCUAUCAAUGGCCGAACAAUACAAAUUACAUAAACAAGAAAAGGAAACAGGAAAAAAUCCAAGAACACCUCAGGAAAAAUUCAGAGAGUUUUACUGA